AUGGUGAGAAUCAGUGAUUUGUCUGAUGACUUGCUGAUCAAGGUAUUAUCGUUUCUUCCAACAAAAGUUGUUGUCUCCACAAGCAUUUUGUCCAAACAAUGGGAGUUUCUCUGGAUGUGGUUGCCUAAACUUAAGUACUGUGACUAUGAUAUCACUGGGCCAUUGUCUUCAUAUCGGGAUUUCAUCGACCAGAAACUGCCAUUGCAUAGAUCUCCAGUCAUAGAAAGCUUGAUCCUCAGCUUUCGUCAGAAUACUUUACCUCACCCUGAGAGAUUCAAACAAUGGGUUGAGAUUGCGGUCUUUCGCUUCCUGCGUGAGCUAACUGUUGACUAUUAUUGUUUCCUUGGUGAACCGCGUGAUGUAUUAUCAUUGCCGAGUAGUUUGUAUACAUGCAAUUCCCUCAUGACGUUGAAACUUCAAGGCAACAACAUUCUCGUGGAUGUUCCUCAAGUUGUUUGUCUCCCUUCCUUGAAGACCUUGAAACUUCAACGUGUGGCAUACUCAAAUGAAGACUCUCUUCGUCUGCUUCUAUCGCAUUGCCCUGUUCUGGAAGAUCUGCUUAUUGUGCGAGCUGUUACCCCUUCUUUGAAGUAUUUCAAAAUUGUGGACCACAGUCUUUUGAAGUACUCCUACUUGAUUGAGCCUAUGCCAGAGCUGGAAGAGGCAGAUAUUGAAGUUAUCAAAGGUAUCGAGAAGGUUCUCAAAUCAGUCACAUCUGUCAGACGUCUUACAUUACGUGCAUCAGGCGCCAAACAAGAAAAGGUAACCUGUUAA
Messenger RNA from Microthlaspi erraticum, 774 nucleotides. Lineage: Eukaryota; Viridiplantae; Streptophyta; Magnoliopsida; Brassicales; Brassicaceae. The record is from the annotation of a GenBank genome assembly.